This is a messenger RNA of Culex pipiens pallens (northern house mosquito), 2212 nucleotides long. RefSeq lists its product as uncharacterized. Gene Ontology annotation, cellular component: nuclear body. The record is from RefSeq and is a predicted model, not a curated record. Lineage: Eukaryota; Metazoa; Arthropoda; Insecta; Diptera; Culicidae. The coding region runs from base 229 to 2088 and encodes 619 amino acids. Gene Ontology annotation, biological process: positive regulation of DNA-templated transcription. The transcript has 2 exons.
AGCACCGACUGGUAACCAGCCCGUUCCGCAAGCGUGAACAGCACACCCUGCAGGAUUUAAGGAAGAGGGUUGGUGAAAAAUUAUCGAUUUUUCCAAGUUGGUGCGAGUUUGUCAGUGCGCUGUGGUUCGUGCUGGGGUUUUUUGGUAGAUUAUGAACCGGUUUGGUGGUGAUUAAUUGCGGACGAGCUGAAGAAGUGAAGAACGGGUUUGCGCAGAUCUUGGUGAAACAUGAGUGGACGCUCCAAACGCAGUGGAUCUGACGGAAAUUCUUUCAACAUGUGGGUGUCCACGAAUAAGGUGCUUAUUGGGUCGGUGGGUGGUCCCAAGAAACCGCACUGCCGUAAUCCGAACUUUGACUGCGAAGAAACGAAGCUGUUGAUAUCGCUAUGGGGCGAUCCUCAGGUCCAGAAGACGCUUGUAACAACGCACAAGAAGCAUCCGGUUAUUGCCAAGUUGGGGGAAAAGAUGCGCGAGUACGGAUACAGUCGGUCAACGGAAGAGAUUAAUACCAGGAUUAAGAAUCUCAAAUGCUUUUACAACCGUAUCAAGAAAGAUCUUGACACCGGGGUCAUAAACGAGACCUCUUGGAAGCACUUUCAAGCUAUGGACGAGAUUAUGACGAGACCGAUUUUCGGAAACAACCAGCAGCUUUUGAGUCAGGAAGGUGAAGCGGGACCCUCAACGGGCAAGCAAUCUUCGGAUCAUGUUGCGGUCAAGCUUGAGUUGGUGACUGACGACGAUAAAGAAAUCAGGACCGACGAGUUGCUCAAAAAUGCAGAACAAGUCGAGCUGAAAGAGCCCAACCUGCUUAUCCCAAAGGAUGAACCCAUGGAAGACGAUGAUCCUAAUGAUCCGGAUUUUGAAAAUGAUGGCGAUGACGAGGAAGACAGCCCCAGCGAAGAAAGUGACGAAUCGGACUUUGACAUAGACGACGAACGUCGAAAGGCACGACUGCGCAGAAGAGUAUCGCGUAAAGCUUCCAAAUCGACCAAAACACCGGCAACUGCAGCAGCUUCGACUUCAACACUGGUGCCGACUGCUGCAUCGUCCUCGAUCACUACAACUGCUACGUCCACCGCGACUGUGACCGUGUCCGCAGCACCAAUUCAAACACCUACUGGAUCAAUCAAAAUAAUCAACUACGCCGGCAAACCGGGCAUCAACAUCUCGACGAUAGUCUCCAAUCCAAACGUGAUUUCCGCUUCCAGCGCGCAAAACAUGACCAUUGUAUCGGCUACCCCAACAAGCACCACAAACAGUGCCGCUGGCAAGAUCUCCCUCGUACCGACCAACUUCCUGCUCAAACCCCAAACUCCCAACAUUCCAAACGUCAACUUCAACUCCCCAAUCCAACUGUACACCAAACCAACCGUCUCAAUCUCCGGUACCCUCCCCGCUCCGGCAACCGCAAUUGCUUCUUCCGGCGCCACAGCCGUCCAGCAGCCGAUGAAGUUCCUGUUCGUCAACACCGCCGGCAACCAAAAACAACAGCUGAUAACAACCGCAGGUCCCAAGCAGGUCAUCGCCCCAACCCCGCUCGUACGAACAACCCCAGCUCAAACCCCGAUCGCAAUCCAACCCAAACCGGUCAUCACAGCAGCCACCAGCCUCAUGACGAUGUCCCAAAAGAAGCUCCCGACCGACCUCCAACCACCAAGCUCCACCACCUCCUCAGUCACAAUAACCCCGAUACCCGCCAAACAACCCGGAGGCUUCAAAAGCCUUCUGUCACAGCUGGUAUCGCUGCAGCGGGAAAGUCUCGCCCUGUCCAGGACGCGGAUGAACGUCGAGCGUGAGCGGUUCGCCAACGAGAAGCAGAUCGCCUGCUCGCUCGUUGAAGCGCUGAACGAUCUGAACAGCAUGCUGCAAACGUACAGUAGCACCGUUAGCGUGCCGGCGGAUGAAGACGGUGGCGAGGAUGAAGCUAACGGAGGAAGUCAGUCUUUUCGAUUUGCCAACGAGGAAAUAGCCAUGGAGGAGGAGGAGUCGGUGAAGGAUGCUGACGCUAGUCAGGAUAGUCCGCCGGUUAGCAAUAUGAUACCGGUUUGUGACACCAUCAAGGCGGAGGUUAUCAGUGAUUCGGAUUAGGAAGUAUGUGUGUAAAAGCUGUGUAAUUUAUUGAUAUUAUGUGUAAUUUAUGUAACCAAAUUGAUAUUUAUUAAGUAGAAACAUCAUGUAGAACGUCAUUCAAUAAAUAAAUAAAAUACGAAUU